Messenger RNA from Dipodomys spectabilis (banner-tailed kangaroo rat), 480 nucleotides. RefSeq names its product beta-defensin 118-like. The record is from RefSeq and is a predicted model, not a curated record. Gene Ontology annotation, biological process: innate immune response. NCBI's taxonomy places the organism in Eukaryota, Metazoa, Chordata, Mammalia, Rodentia, Heteromyidae. The transcript has 2 exons. Gene Ontology annotation, cellular component: extracellular region. The coding region runs from base 16 to 480 and encodes 154 amino acids.
UCAUCCCCAAGGAUCAUGAGACUUCUGUUGCUGACUCUUACCAUCCUUGCAUUCCUGCCCCAAGUGACCCCAGCCUAUAGUGGUGAAAAGAAAUGCUUGAGCAAAUCGGGACACUGCAGGAAAAAAUGUCAACAUGGAGAGAUGCCAUGGGAACUAUGUAAGAACCAUCGAAUCUGCUGCAUUUCGACCAGUCAAGCCUUUAGAAUCAGGAAGCUUAUUCAGAAAACAACCACAGCCUUCUAUGAUUUUUCCUUUAUAUCAACCUCCACAAUCAUGUUCGAUGAUAUGAAUCCAUCAAGCCCUGAAACGUUCUACGGGAACGAGCAGACAACCCCCACGACAUUCUUUGAUUUUACAGAUACAACGAAAAUGAUUCCCGCUACAGACAACUUUGAAGCAGAAAAUUACAAUGGGGAAAAAUCUGACAAGAAGCUUGCGACUCAAACCCCUGUCCCAGCGAUUCAUCAUAGCUCAUCAUAG